Molecule: messenger RNA, 3063 nt
Organism: Rhinocladiella mackenziei CBS 650.93
Lineage: Eukaryota; Fungi; Ascomycota; Eurotiomycetes; Chaetothyriales; Herpotrichiellaceae
Exons: 3
Coding region: 1-3063 (1020 amino acids)
Source: RefSeq, a predicted model, not a curated record
AUGAUGAGUAUCUACACUGGGCCCUUUUCGAGUUACCAGACUGCGACAGUUACGUUGUCCACAGGUCCUGACGGCGACCUUUGGAUCUUAGCUUCUACCCCAUUUACAACUCGCACCACCCAUGGAUCCACAGCAACGCCUAGCAACCUGCGCAACGCGACUGGUUGGCAGGCUCCUCCCGCCGGCCGGGGCACCUUCGGGAUCGUUGCAUCUUGCUUGACAACAUUGAUCUUAUGCAUAUGGACUGUCGUACACCUUAACGUCCCAGCCCUGAUAUCUGACAAUUCAAAUUUGUUCGCUCGAACAUCUAGGUUCCGGGCCUCGCCGUCAUGGGUACAAGCCGCUCUGCGACCGUUUUCGCACAAGGCUAAAUGGCUACUGGUUGGCCUUCUUGCGCCGGAGCUCAUGGUUUACGUCGCAUGGCGCCAGUGGCUAUUGGCAAGGGACUUUCACAAGAAGAUGUCGGAUCGUAUCAAAAAGCUCGAUAUGCCAUUUCAAUGGACUAUGACUCACAACUUCUUCUGCGUUAUGGGGGGCUUCGCAGCUUGCUACCCAAGGGGGGCUCGGGAGGAUUGCGUCACGCUGACGACCACUGGGAUUCUCUACCACUUCGACGAAGGAAAGCACGAGGACUUCCAUGUGUCAGAGACUUCGAUACGAGACCGCAGCAAAGCAGACUAUUUGGCGAAGACAUUGGUAUGUAUUCAGGCUGGGUGGCUGCUUAUUCAAUCGGCAGGCCGCCUCGCUGACGGGUUGCCGCUGACUCCUUUGGAAGUCAACACCAUAGGCCAUGUCUUUUGCGCAUUUUUUAUGUACUAUUUCUGGCUUAACAAGCCACUUGAUGUGUCGGAGCCAACGCAAAUUAAGGCAGAGUGGUUGGCGAAUAAUCCUGUCUACUGGAUCGAGAUUCUGCGGAGACGACGAGCUCUUGAAGAUGUCGUGUCUCAUUCGCUGUCCACUACGACGGGCUCGCAGGGUGCAUUGGGCCGGAAGGAUAAGCCACUUGAAAGAUCCGAGCUUGACCUAUUCAGGUCUUUCUUUAAGUCCCAGGAAAUCGCUGCAAGGCAGAAACCGAUGACUAUGAUCGAAAAGGCCCCGCUGAAAUCGGAGCUACUGGAGUAUCCUUCUAACGAGUUGAAUAUCGUGCUGACAACGUCUAAGCAACCAAACAGGCAGGAAGUGCAGGGGGCAUUUGGUCCAUAUUUGUUGGUAGGAUCCGCGAGACUCUAUGUCGGAAAGGGUCCACAUCACGUUCAAGACCUUCUCCCGGAGAUUGCCGACAAGGGCGAUCAAUACCUCACAGGAGCUGUCUCUCGGAAGUUGGCUUCGUCUAAGUUACGAAACAACCCGUUUUCGGCGAUAGGAAUUGGAGAGCGCACCUGUUCUACGAUCAAUGCGCUCCUGCGAGAAAUUCACGACGGUCGUUUCAUGCUUGGCACACCGUCAGCACCCGUUCGGCUAGCUGUGUUAUUGAUCGAUGAUGCAGGCGUUCGCCGCUGGCGGCAUGCUCAGGAAUCUCUUGCACGGACAAAAUCAGGGCUGUCCUUGUCAGAGCCAUCUCGUGAUGCCUCUGAUCGUCGAUUCGAACCAAGGGCGUUGAACUGGCCAAGUGAAUCGUUGGAAAGCAGCCGCAAAGGGCGCUUCUUAUUAUUCGUCGGGAUCGCAUUCGCUACCGCGCUAUACGGAGGCCUCCAUAUAGCUGCCUGGAAGACAUACAUGCCGUCCAGCUCGGAACAUUUUAUUUGGCGGAUAUCGGCAUUGAUCGUAGCUGGUACAGGGUUUCUGAUGGUGCUGGUACUUAUCAUCAGACGAGUAGCUAUGUCCGUCGCUUCCUUCAUUUGGCGUUGGAUUUGUACGCCCCUCAUUGUAGCAAUAUUUGUCACGAUGGAGCUCCUCCUAGCAUGGAUCCCGAAGCAGAUCUGGCACUGCAUCAGCUCUGCUGUCGUACUGGUGCUCCACCUCUUCAAGUGCUGUCGGCCGAUUGCCAGCGAUCUCGAUCCUGAAAACACCGAAGACUUAUCCGCGAAACCUCCACGAACAUCCACAAGGGUUCUAAAUGAUAUCACGCCAAAGGUGACAAGACUUCUUCGAGAGCUGGGGCCAGACGAGCGAUCUACGGCUGCCUCAUCAAAGGUCAGGCAAAGGUUUGAGAAGAAUUUCCAUGCAUCCACUCACGAUCGACGUGACUCUGCCGCUCACUCGCCAACGCGCACAGGUGAGAACGCAGACGCCGAGGCCCCAAGGAUGUCCGGGGCACUUGUAACGCCUUUCAGACGCGAUAGAGAUGAGCAGCCCGAAUCAGAUUUCUCCAAGCCAAUCGAUCCGUGGCCUGAGACUUAUCCAGCGAACGCAUGCACCUACCCACAAUACGCUACUAAUCCCGAAAACAUCCAGGUGAUUAUGCUUGGUCAAUCUCAGUCAGAGUCCGGUCCGGCAGCGGAUCAAAAUCGACAUCUGGACACAGUCCAGUCUGGAAGGGAUCGCUCAGGUGAUGAACGAGAUCUGGUCAUUGACAGUACUCAUGCAAACUUGACAAUGAGUGAAGUGGUCGGUCCAGGCAGUAACUCGCGACUGCAGUACAUGGAGGAGGGCAUGUACGGCGCACCGACCCUUGAUGAGGAAACUCCAAAAGCCCUGCCGCUUGCGACAGAUCCUCAUGUCCAGGGAGGGGGGAAUAAAGCCUCAUCUUCGCCAGCUUCUCGCUCUUCCAAGGCCCUAUCCGAUGCUGAAACUUUCACAACGGCUCCUGAGGCAGCAAGUACGAAAAUAUCCAUCCAUAAACCGUUAUCACGCCGGUCCCCGUCACAGUAUUCAGGGGCGCCAAUGCCGUCAGAAUCUUCAGAGCAGGGACGUCUGCUCAGGCGUACCGAUAGCGACUUCGUAUCGGCAAAGAGAAGGUAUGGCCGCACCGAAAUCGCUUUCGGUCUACUCCUCUUGGUCCCAUAUGUUUUGGCGCGUGCUUUGAUUGUCAUCGAAGCGUUCAUCAGUCUCCGCAAGCUACCUGUCGAAGCAUAUCAGACCCCGCGUUGGUCGCAAUGGCUUCCGCACUUUGGCGCUGGCUGA